UUUCACUUGCACGCGCUCAUCAUGGUCCCUCAGGCUUCAGGUAGCACUCUGGUCAACCCGCCGCCUUCCAUCCAACUCACAUCCAUAUCCAUGACCAAACUAAAGCCUGCCAAAAUCAUCAAGAAUGCCGUGGAACCGACCCCACAGCCGGGACCGAGCGGAACGCCGCGACCGCAGUACUCUGGUCCACGACACAUAACAGGCAUCAGUUACGACGAUCGGGGAGACCAGGUUAUCACCGCGUCCGAGGAUGAGACGUUCCGCUUAUAUAACUGCAAGACGGGAAAGCAGACCAAAAUUCUACAUUCAAAAAAGUACGGUGUCGAUCUGCCCCGGUUCACGCAUAAGAACACGGCUAUUCUACAUGCCUCGACGAAAGAGGACGACACUAUUCGGUAUCACUCCCUGCACGACAACAAGUACCUGCAAUACUUCAAGGGUCACAAAGGGCGCGUGGUCUCGCUGGAAAUGUCGCCUGUUGAUGACGGUUUCAUGUCCGCUUCCCAGGACAGGACUGUUCGUCUCUGGGAUCUCCGAGCACCCACAUGUCGCGGGCUUCUCAGUGUUCCAUCUACUCCCGUUGUGGCGUACGAUGCGACGGGCCUUGUAUUCGCUGUUGCCGUGAAUCACUAUUCGCGCAUUCUUCUGUACGACCAGAAGAAUUACGACAAGGCUCCGUUUAUGGUCAUCACUUUGAACGACCCAACACUGGGCCAAAUCAGUUUUCCUCCGAGACCGAUCUUUAUGACGUCCAUGUCCUUCUCGAUCAACGGCCGCCAUCUGCUCGUCGGGUGCUCGGGUGAUGCACACUAUAUCGUGGACUCAUACGAAGGGCACAUCGCUGCCAAACUUGAAGGACAUGUCGGUCUCGAACGGCGGUCGAUCAGCUCUCCUCCUAUGAUCGAGCCGUCGAGAGGCAGCAGCGGGGAGGAAGUAGGCUGGACCCCAGACGGCAAAUACGUGGUCAGCGGGAGCCUGAAUGGGAAGAUCAUCGUCUGGGAUGUCCAGAGUCUCCAUGACCCGACUGGGGCCGUGGACCCGACGAAAAUGUUGCGAAUGCAGCCGCUGGUGAGUUUUGACGGACAUCCCGGGCCCUCGAGAUGUGUGAAGUUCAAUCCUCGUCUCGCCAUGUUGUGUUCUGCUGGAUCAGAACUGGCAUUCUGGUUGCCGGAUCUGACCAGCGACACGGAGGAGAUCGCUCAGGGCUUGUUGAAGAAGCGGUCCUCGUGAACAUUGUGUCUGUAGCGUACCUGUGUAUUAUUAAUAGGUAGAUUUCAAAAACCAUCGAACCCGCAUCGGAAAUAUCGUUUGUCA
Messenger RNA from Mycena citricolor, 1314 nucleotides. The record is from the annotation of a GenBank genome assembly. NCBI's taxonomy places the organism in Eukaryota, Fungi, Basidiomycota, Agaricomycetes, Agaricales, Mycenaceae.